Bathycoccus prasinos is the source of this 408-nucleotide messenger RNA. RefSeq lists its product with no specific name. The transcript has a single exon. The coding region runs from base 1 to 408 and encodes 135 amino acids. Gene Ontology annotation, biological process: photosynthesis. Gene Ontology annotation, cellular component: photosystem I reaction center; photosystem I; chloroplast thylakoid membrane. NCBI's taxonomy places the organism in Eukaryota, Viridiplantae, Chlorophyta, Mamiellophyceae, Mamiellales, Bathycoccaceae. The record is from RefSeq and is a predicted model, not a curated record.
AUGCGCUCGCCCAUCUCUUUCCGUCCGUUUUGGUGUCUGUGCCUGACCAUUAGUACACACCUCUCGUUCCUAUUCAAAACCAACAGAUCAAAAGCCUCUACUAAAAAAAUCUCGGCGAAAUACGGGGACGAAUCCGUGUACUUUGACCUCGGCGACGUCGAAUCCACGACUGGCUCCUGGGACGUGUACGGCGUGGAAUCCACGGCGAGAUACCCGGACCAACAGGCUAAGUUUUUCGAAAACGCGGCGCAAGGUUUAGGCCGAAGAGAAGCGAUGUACUCCUUCUUGGCGUUGAGCGGCGGCGCGGCGUGCUUGGUCUUUGGCGGUAAGGGUUCCAAGGACGCGAAGUUACCGAUCACGAUUGGCCCGCAAAAGGAAGCGGUGAAGGGUCCGAGAGAUCGUCUUUAA